This is a messenger RNA of Rubroshorea leprosula, 1362 nucleotides long. The record is from the annotation of a GenBank genome assembly. NCBI's taxonomy places the organism in Eukaryota, Viridiplantae, Streptophyta, Magnoliopsida, Malvales, Dipterocarpaceae.
AGAAACGAAAAACACAAUGAAGUACAGCUGCUGCUGCUCUCGUCCCACCUUUGCCCUCAUCUUCAUUUCUUUCCUUUUCCUCUCUUUCACCUCUCUUCUCCCCAUUUGCAUUGCUUGCAGUUGUGAAGUGGGGGAGGGAAAGAUUUUGGACUGCUGCGGUGCCGGCGUGCCACUGCUCACUGCCACUGCUCACAUCUCAGGCACUGGCAACAUGGAAAUUUAUUUGGUGACCCAAAUCAUGUGGAGCCAGCCUUACAUAGUAGGAUUUGGUUGCUGCUGCUCACUGCUCAAGCAAAGAAGGAUAAAAUUUGUUGCCAAAAAAAGGAGUAGAUAAGGAUCAGGAAGCGAGCUUGAAUGGAGAAAAAUGAUUUGACAGGGGAUGAAAUUCCAUUUGGUUACAUUGAAGGGACUGGUAAAGGGCCAAGUGAAUGGGGCAACAUCAGGCCAGAUUGGAAAGUUUGCAAUACUGGAAAAUUGCAGUCUCCUAUUGACCUUCUGGAUGGAAGAGUACAGGUUACGUCUAAUUUAGGGGAAUUAAAGAGGGACUACAAUGCAGCUCCAGCUGUUCUGAAGAAUAGGGGAUACGAUAUUUCAGUGUCGUGGGAAGAGGAUGCAGGAAAAAUCAUUAUAAAUGAAACUGAUUAUAAGGUGAUUCAGUGUCAUUGGCAUUCACCCUCAGAGCACACAUUCAACGGAUCUAGGCUCGAGUUGGAAAUUCACAUUGUUCAUCAAAGUGCCUCAGGAAAGAAUGCAGUUAUCGGAAUUGUCUACAAAUAUGGCCUCCCUGACCCCUUUCUUUCAAGGCUGCUUCCUCACAUUAUAACACUUGGAAAAAAUGAGAGACCAAUAGGUAUUGUUAACCCAGAAGAAAUCAUGUUUGGAAGCAGAGAGUAUUACAGAUACAAUGGUUCACUUACAACUCCUCCCUGCACCGAAGGUGUUGUUUGGACAAUUUUCAAGAAGGUGAGGACAGCCUCAAGAGAGCAAGUACAAGCAUUAAGGGAUGCUGUUGAUGAUGGAUAUGAGGCAAAUGCGAGACCAACACAAGCACUGAAUGGAAGACCAGUAUGGCUCUACACUCCGAGCAAGAACUAAUAGUGAUUGUGCAUACGUCUAUAGUAGUGUGUAAGAGAAACUGAACUAUAAAAAUGGCUGCUUUAGCUGUCAUGAAGCAACAAUAUGAAUAAUGUCUCCGAAUGAGGCAACAGCAAUGAUUUUUCUUUUGAGUCCCUUCCGUUUGGAGUCAGUCCCUUGAUAUAUAUAUAUAUAUAUAUAUUUGGUAAAUGGAGUCAGUCCCUUGAUGAUCAUCUUGUGCGUGUAUUGUCAUCAUAUAUGGAGAUACAAUAAAAUUUUACUAAUCUU